This is a messenger RNA of Gossypium raimondii (Peruvian cotton), 741 nucleotides long. RefSeq lists its product as uncharacterized. Lineage: Eukaryota; Viridiplantae; Streptophyta; Magnoliopsida; Malvales; Malvaceae. Bases 43 to 705 code for a protein of 220 amino acids. The record is from RefSeq and is a predicted model, not a curated record. The transcript is spliced from 2 exons.
GGUUCUUCUUAGGGUACUUAUAAACUGAGAAAUAGCUGAGUUAUGUCUCCAUUGUCGAAUGAUUACAAGGCCUUGUUUGAACUAAAAUCAAAGCAAAUGUACUACAACAAUGAAGUACAAUCAAUAAGAGAUGAAGUUAUAGGUGAAAUUGGGAUACACCAAGAACUAACCAAUGUAUUAUAUCAGCUAUUAUUUCAAGCCUGCCAUGAAAGAGACGAAGCUAAACAGCAAUUGAAGCAAUCAAUGGUGGAAAUCUCCAAAUUGAAGAAAUUACUCAACAAACUGUUACCAUCAUCCAACUUUUCAGCCGAAACCAAUUCUUCCGACGACGUUUCAUUGACGGCGGAUGAUUGUACUCAUCGGAAAACGUUGAAAGCUUCAUUGGUUGAAAAUUCCGGUUGUCGGAUUCCCGUCAGAAAAUGUUAUUCUAUCGGAAAUGUAAUUGAUGCCCUUAAUGAAGGAAGGCCGUUGCUGGUGAAAGGGAGGUUAUUUGAAGCUGUUAUUGAUACUCCGCCAUUGUUGGAGACGCUUAUGAUUAUGGGUCACCUUCCUAAUUGGCGAAACCCUCCGCCAUUGCCGUUUAAUCUUGUUGUUAAUGAAAUCUCUAAUUCCCAAACAUUGAACUAUAAGAAGUCUAGUGAUGUAAAUGAUGGUAGUUUUUGGCGAACAAUUUAUGAAUGGUGUGGUUUUUGGUUUAUUUAUUAAGUUUAUCUAAAAAAUUGUCUAUGAUUUAUUAAAUUA